GCGGACCCGGACCCGGGACUCCCACUCACUCACCUGGGGCCGCUGCUGGCGGGACGCGACGCUCCGAGGACCGGGACCGGGAGCGGCUGGGACAGGAGGCCGGACCCCGGGUUUCACGGCUGCCAGUCGGUGGGAACCAUGAGGGAACCGGGGAGAGACGCCCACGCUGACCAGAGCGUGGUCAUCCUGCACGCCAAGGUGGCUCAGAAGUCCUACGGCAACGAGAAAAGGUUCUUCUGCCCUCCGCCCUGCGUUUACAUCCGUGGUCGUGGAUGGAAGGUCAUGCAGGAUCAUCUGAAAGCCGCUGGUUACGGAGACUCUGUGUAUCGCAUGUGUGGCUACAUGUGUCUGGACAACUCCAGCCAGUCUCAGGCCGACACUUUCAAACUGGUCUUCGAUGAGCAGCCAGACUCCACGCAGAUGUUUGCCUGCGCCAAGUCGCUGUUCAUCUCUGAUCAGGACAAGAGGAAACACUUCCGCCUCCUGCUGCGACUCUUCCUGGGCAACAGACAGGAAGUGGGUUCUUUCCAGAGCAGACUGAUCAAAGUGAUCUCCAAACCUUCACAGAAGAGACAGUCCAUGAAGAACGUCGACCUGUGUAUCUCCUCGUGCUCCAGAGUUGCUUUGUUCAACCGCCUGCGCUCCCAGACGGUCAGCACUCGGUACCUCUCAGUGGACAGAGGAGCUUUUGUAGCCAGCGCCAGACAGUGGACGGCCUUCACCAUCACCAUGGUGGAGGACCAAAGUGCUGACCAAGGGGACUUUGUGCUGAGCGAAGGCUUCAUCUGUUACGGCGCUGUGAUCCAGUUAGUGUGCACGGAGUCUGGAGUCGCACUGCCACCGAUGGUGAUUCGUAAGGUCAACAAGCAGCAGGCCAUCCUGGACGUGGACGAGCCGGUUUCUCAGCUUCACAAGUGCUGCUUCCAGUUCAGAGAUGAUCCUCAAGCCUUCCUGUGUCUCUCCAACGACAGCAUCAUCCAGCACCUGGCCCCCUCCAGCCCCAGAGACCCCAGCAGAGUGGUGCUGAACGACGGAUCCUGUUGGACCAUCAUCGGAGUGGAGAUGGUGGAAUUCACCUUCAACGAGGGUCUGGCCUGUGUCCAGACGCCAGUCAGUCCCUUUCCUGUUAUCAUAGGGCUGGAGGUGAACGGAGGAGGACACGUGGCCAUGCUGGAACUCCUCGGGGAAAACUUCAGUCCUCAUCUCAAAGUCUGGUUUGGAAACAGUGAAGCUGAAACAAUGUUCAAGUCGCCCAAGUCUCUGCUGUGCGUCGUCCCUGACGUCUCUGUCUUCAGCGACGGGUGGCGCUCUCUGCGGCGCGUCCUCACCGUCCCGCUGGCCCUCAUCCGAUUGGACGGCCUGAUUUAUCGCACCUCUUUCAGUUUCACCUACACCCCCGAGCUCCAGCCACCCUCGUCUGUCCGAGGAGGAGGUGGAGGAGGAGGUGGAGGAGGAGGAGGAGGGAGGAGAGACGGAGGCAGUGACGAGGGACAGGAGGACGACGUCCUGCUGGAGACGAUCCACCAGGAGUUCACCAGAGCCAACUUCCACCUCUUCAUGCAGAGCUGACAGCAGGAACCUGAAGACUUUCAUCUCAGAUCAAAGAACCCGAGCAAAGUUUCACUCAACUUCCUCUUUGUCCCGUUCCAGUUUCAAUCUGAGUAUUUAUCAGAAUCUGUGAGAAUCAUCUGA
Molecule: messenger RNA, 1692 nt
Organism: Limanda limanda (common dab)
Lineage: Eukaryota; Metazoa; Chordata; Actinopteri; Pleuronectiformes; Pleuronectidae
Gene: rbpjl
Product: recombination signal binding protein for immunoglobulin kappa J region-like
Exons: 11
Biological process (GO): regulation of transcription by RNA polymerase II
Cellular component (GO): nucleus
Molecular function (GO): DNA-binding transcription activator activity, RNA polymerase II-specific; RNA polymerase II cis-regulatory region sequence-specific DNA binding
Source: RefSeq, a predicted model, not a curated record